UCACACAUAUGAAAUUGACUUUUUGGCGAAGACGGCAUGUGAAAUUUCGUCAAGUCGCUUCUCGAGUGCUUUUUGCGCACCUUUUCACAAUUAUUUUCCUUUCUCCUUAACUUCUCUGUGCUUUUUCACCUCCUUCUGUACAUACAUACAUCACAAGAUCAAUAGAGAUUUAUUUCUUCGCUAACUGUGUGUGUGUGACUGUGCCACUUCCAGUUUUGCACCUUCCCCAUAACUUUCUCCGUUUCUUGUCACUAAACAAGCUACUCUCUAGUGGUUUCUGCAAACUUAUCAAAAAUCUCCCAAUUGGGAAAUCAAGCAAAUUUGAGCGUCAGUUGCACUGAAACUUUCUGAUUGAAUAAGACGUGGAGAACUUUUAGCCGGUUGAUGGAACGUCAUUCCCUAUAGUCUCUAGAUGUAAAGCUUUUUUAUAGAUAUUUCAUUGAAAAACUUGUGGAAAGUCAAGCCUCUUGAGCAUCGUUCUUGAUUUUACUGUUUUUUUUCUCUCAGAAUUCCGCUCUGGAUUUCUAUGACAACAUUGAUACCUAUAUAAAUUCCAAUAUUUUUCUUAGAAUUGCCUUAAGAAUUGUUUUUGCAUUUUUGAAGCUCCUCUAUGGAGACGGAGGAUUGAGUUUUGAGAGCUUGUUUUUUACUCGAAUGGCUCAUAUAUGUGCUUUCUGACCCUGUUCUCUCUGUGCUGACCACUCUGGGCGACAAAACUCACAAACUUGCAGAAAGCGGAGACGAAAAUGGAGAGAGCGAGGAUACUGUGGCGGACAACUUAGAUAGCAUCGGUGGAGGAUCACGAGCGACAUCGCGACGCACGUCUCUCGCCGAAAUGAUAUCCAGAGUGCGCCGGACCUCUGGUCAGGACACCAAAGUUGACAUCCCGCUGCCACACUACACCAUCCCCAUUGAGAAGUUCGCUGACAAGAGAGUCAAAAGACACAGCAUACACGGAAUGAUGGAGGAAGAAAGUGGCCAGAGACCCCAUCAAGAAAUGGAGCAGUUGUCCCUGGACGAGAAAAAGUUCCUUUUGGCUGUGGAACGCGGAGAUGUGGCGAGUUCACGGAGAAUGCUGCAGAGAGCCCAGGACACCGGAUACAUUGACAUCAAUUGCAUGGAUCCCCUGGGCCGCUCAGCCUUGCUGAUGGCCAUUGACAACGAGAAUCUGGAAAUGGUGGAGCUGCUCAUAAAUCACAAUGUUGAUACGAAAGAUGCACUGUUGCAUGCCAUUUCUGAGGAAUUCGUCGAGGCUGUGGAGGUUCUCCUCGACCACGAGGAUUCCAAACAGCAGCACGGUGGAAAACAUAGCUGGGAGUCUCUGUCUCCAGACACGGCCACUUUCACACCCGAUAUCACGCCGCUCAUUCUGGCCGCUCACCGCGACAACUACGAGAUCAUUAAAAUCCUCCUGGACAGGGGAUCAGUGCUGCCCAUGCCACACGACGUCCGCUGUGGUUGUGACGAUUGCGUCACGUCGCGUGGUGAGGAUUCCCUACGACACUCGCGGUCACGCAUUAACGCAUAUCGAGCCCUCGCCAGUCCAAGUCUCAUCGCCUUAUCAUCCAAGGAUCCCAUAUUGACGGCCUUCGAGCUCUCCUGGGAGCUGCGAAGGCUGAGCUUCCUGGAACAUGAAUUCAAAAGUGAGUAUCAAGAGCUGAGGAAACAGUGCCAGGACUUCGCGACUGCCCUUCUUGAUCACACGAGAACAUCUCACGAGCUGGAAGUGCUUCUCAACCACGAUCCCACGGGACCAGUGUUUGAGCAUGGCGAGCGAAUGCAUCUUAACCGCCUAAAGCUGGCCAUCAAGUUGCGCCAGAAGAAAUUUGUCGCCCACCCAAACGUACAGCAACUUCUGGCAAGCAUCUGGUAUGAGGGAUUGCCGGGCUUCAGACGGAAAAACAUGGCUCUACAGGCACUGGAAAUUAUUCGAAUUGGGAUGCUCUUUCCGCUCUUCUCGAUCGCGUACAUCAUUGCCCCACAUUCCACUUGUGGCCAAACCAUGAGGAAGCCUUUCAUCAAGUUCAUUUGCAACAGCGCAUCGUAUCUCACAUUUCUCUUUCUCCUCAUGCUGGCCUCGCAGCGCAUUGAGAGUGUGGUCGGAGGCUGGUUUUGGGAGACGGAAACGGUCCAGCAGGACGAAGUGCCGACGAAGAGAGGCUCCACGCCCACCUUUGUGGAAUGGCUGAUCUUGUCGUGGGUCAGUGGCUUGAUCUGGAGCGAGGUGAAGCAGCUGUGGGACGUUGGGCUGCAGGAAUAUGUCAACGACAUGUGGAAUGUUAUAGAUUUUAUCACCAACUCACUCUACGUGGCCACCGUGGCUCUCAGAAUAGUGUCGUACUUUCAGGUGCAAAAGGAGAUGACAUUCAACAAAUAUGCUGCCGAUUUGCCACGAGAGAAAUGGGACACUUGGGAUCCGAUGCUGAUUUCCGAGGGAUUAUUCAGUGCCGCCAAUAUUUUUAGCUCCCUCAAACUCGUCUACAUCUUCUCUGUGAAUCCACAUCUGGGUCCGCUACAGGUUUCACUCUCACGCAUGGUCAUGGAUAUCAUGAAAUUCUUCUUCCUCUAUGUCCUCGUCCUCUUCGCAUUCAGCAGUGGCCUCAAUCAGCUUCUAUGGUAUUACGCCGAUCUGGAGAAGAAGCGCUGUGUCGACAAUAUUCAGUCCACGAACCCUGUGAUUAAUGGCACCGCAGACCCCAACGCGUGCAUCGUUUGGCGUCGAUUUGCCAAUUUGUUUGAAACAACGCAGACGCUAUUUUGGGCUGUCUUUGGCCUUGUGGACUUGGAUAGUUUUGAAUUGGAUGGAAUCAAGAUCUUCACGAGAUUCUGGGGAAUGUUGAUGUUCGGCACGUAUUCUGUGAUUAAUAUUGUGGUCCUCCUCAAUCUCUUGAUUGCCAUGAUGAAUCACUCAUAUCAAUUAAUUUCGGAACGUGCUGACAUCGAGUGGAAAUUUGCAAGAUCUCGCUUGUGGAUAAGCUACUUCGAGGAGGGUGGCACGUGUCCUCCGCCAUUUAACGUCAUUCCCACACCAAAGUCCUUCUGGUACAUCUUCCAGUGGAUCAAACGAAAGUUCUGCGGUCACUCGAGAUCCGUGAAGAAGGAGCACAUGCGAACAAUUAGGCAAAAGGCUAAACAGGCCAAUCAGCGAGAUUUCAUCUAUCAGACCAUCAUGAGAAAUCUCGUGAGGCGCUACGUGACAGUGGAGCAGCGCAAGGCAGAGUCUCAGGGAGUGACUGAGGACGACGUGAAUGAGAUUAAGCAGGACAUAUCAGCUUUCCGCUGCGAACUAGUGGAGAUCCUGAAGAACAGCGGCAUGAACACGAGCACGGCGUCUGGUCAGGGCUCUGGAGCGGGUGGCAAGAAGAACAGACAGAAGGAGAGGCGCCUCAUGAAGGGGUUCAACAUUGCUCCACCACAGCAGUCUACUCAGCUUCCACCUGUAGCUGAAUUCAUCUCUGGCCUUACUCACCAGAAUUCCGACUCUAAUAAUUAUGAGUUGUUUGGAUCACCUCUUGCAAAUGUCUACGGACCUGGAAUCACCCCAAAGAAAACUCACCACAAUCCCAUUCAGCAGUUCAGCUCCUCGCAGAGCUCAUUCGGGGACUCACAGCCAAGCAUGAGCGCCAAGUUGGGCAAAUUAGCACCAAAGUUUCACACUAAACGCAUUGGAGGAUCUCACAAGCGACGAUGGGGAACGCUGAUCGAGGCCGCGAAAUCAGGAAGUGUUUCUCGCUUCAUUGGGCGCUCCAGGAGCGAGGACUCCGUGUGCAAUGCUCCUCCCAACGUUGGAAAUCGCAUGGAUUCUGCAAGUCACAGCAACAGUCCAGCCUCAGAUGAAGCUGUGACGGAAUCCGCGACGGAUUCGAAUCCGAGCCUUGAUCGACCCGAUGUCGAGACGCCGAGAGAGAUGGGAAAAGAGCCCACGACACAUCAUUUUCACUUCAGCGCCUUGGCAGCACUCAAGAGGCGUCGCAAGAAGUUCUCCAACAGCAGAAAUGCUAGUCCAGUGCUGGAGCCACCCAUUGAGCACGAUGGGGUGUCCAAGAGCAGCAAGAAGUUACUGAAGAGAGCCUCAAGCGUUCCCACGAGGCCCACAAUCAACGAAAGCACCGAGUCUAUCCCUCAAAAUGGUCAGGACGUUCCGGCAUGUGGCGAUGCAGUGAGUGCAACGCUGACAACUUCAACGACGGAUGAAAGUGUGGCUGGCCAUCUGGUCAUUCCCAUUUGCCCCACGGAGCCUCUCCUCGCGGGCGCAAUGAGUAAUGUGAUGAAAAUGGACGCUAAUGGCCACCAGCAGAUGCCCAAUUUGCCUAAUGUGAUCCCAGUCAGAGGACAUCUGCAUCAGCAAGGAUGGCUCUAACUAUAUACUCUGAUCGGUCUAGCAGUGUGUGCUACAAAAGGGUACUAUUUUUGCAUUCUUUUGUUUUUUAUCGAUUUUAAAAACUAAUUUCGUACAAAAAUAAUUUACAUAAGGGAAGAACUACAGUUCCAGAACUCUGUUUUUACUUUAUAUUGAAAAAGUUAAUUCACAGCACAGACCAAAAAAAAUGCAGAAUAAUUUUGGGAAAGCGGGAAAGUCGCUGCUGGAAGAAAAUCAUAACAAAACAUUUCAUCGAUUAUAAAAAGAAUUUGAUAUAUUAUAUCGUUAAAAAGUAUCACUUUAUAUUACUACGCAUUGCAAAUGUGAGAGUUAAUGAAAAAUAAUUUUAGAAAGAUGCAUACUCAUUAGAUAAAAGCGCGAAGUGAAAAUUUAUUGUAUAGCUAUGCAACCAAUACAUGUCAUUUGGAAAGGGUGGAAUUGACGAAAAAUUGUUAAAUAUUUCACUUAAGCAUGUAUAAAGUGAAGCAUAUGUGUUUUUGUAGUUGGAAGAGAUUUCAGGAUACAAUUGGAAAA
Phlebotomus argentipes is the source of this 4894-nucleotide messenger RNA. It is a transcript of the gene Trpgamma, whose product is annotated as transient receptor potential-gamma protein. Gene Ontology annotation, biological process: calcium ion transmembrane transport; regulation of cytosolic calcium ion concentration; manganese ion transport. Lineage: Eukaryota; Metazoa; Arthropoda; Insecta; Diptera; Psychodidae. The record is from RefSeq and is a predicted model, not a curated record. Bases 836 to 4360 code for a protein of 1174 amino acids. The transcript has 13 exons. Gene Ontology annotation, cellular component: membrane; cation channel complex. Gene Ontology annotation, molecular function: store-operated calcium channel activity; protein binding; inositol 1,4,5 trisphosphate binding.